This is a messenger RNA of Dentiscutata heterogama, 360 nucleotides long. The record is from the annotation of a GenBank genome assembly. Lineage: Eukaryota; Fungi; Glomeromycota; Glomeromycetes; Diversisporales; Gigasporaceae.
AUGGCAACAAGCGAAGCAACCGAUGAAAGUUCAAAGAAAAGACAUAGGCUUUUUUCAGGAAAUUGCGAUGAAUUUAGUUCAGAAAUUGAAGACAAUCAAGUAACAACAACAGAUAUUACUGCAGUGACAGAUACUAGUUCACAAAUCUCAAUAGUUACAUGUUUAUCAAGUUCAAAAAAUAUACCACAGAGUAGGCGUCAACCUCGUCCAUUCUCUGAAGUUGCAGAAAGAGAUCCAAUUUAUACUCGAAAACCUAAAAAAAACUGUGUUUUACCAAAUUCUAUAUCACAAACAACAAUGAAUUCUCAUUAUGCAUCAGACCAUCCACUGUCUAAAGCUAUAACUAACCAGUUUGAUUGA